AUGGAAGAUGUAGAAAGUCAGGAUGAGGAAACACAUUUACUAAUCCCACCAAAAGAUGCACCAAAUGGCCAUCAAAAUAAUGGAACAAUCUCCCACAGACAGGUGUCAGUUACUGAUGGACCUGUCAAUCUCACAUACACUUCCUCUGUUGACUUUACUACCUCCUCAAACAAAAGUCUGGAGCAGAAAUUUAGACUCUUCAAGCUACCCUACAAGAAAAAGCUGAUAGUGGGCCUCUUGAUUUUGUCCAUGUUUGCCAGUGGGUGUGGCUUCUCUUUGCUGGCACCAUUUUUUCCUCAAGAGGCAGAAAAGAAAGGUGUUUCUAACACAGUCACAGGUUUUAUCUUCAGUUCAUUUGAGCUCAUGAUUUUCAUUUCAUCUCCAUUCUUUGGUAACUAUCUGACCAAGAUUGGACCCAAGUUUAUGCUAGUGUCUGGCCAGUUGGUUGCUGGAAGCUGCUCCAUUUUGUUUGGCACCUUAGACCGAUGUCCACAUGGAUUACCUUUCAUCGUCAUUUGUUUUGCUUGUCGUUGUGUCGAGGCUCUGGCCGCGUCAGCUUUUAUGGCAUCGGGUUUUACAAUCAUCUCCAAUGAGUUCCCUCAAAAUGUUGCCACUGUUUUUGCAUUGCUUGAGAUGGCUGAUGGGAUAGGUCUCAUGACAGGCCCUGCUCUGGGAGGUUUUUUAUACCAGGUAGGAGGGUAUGGGUUGCCUUUCUUUGUUGUUGGAACUCUUAAUAUACUCACAGGGAUUGGUACAGUCAUGUUUUUUCCUAAACCACAAGAACUGGAGAAAGAAAGAAAAACAAGUUUCCUGUCCUUGUUAAAGAGUCCAAUGGUCUGGUUCACUGGGCAGAGCAUCAUGAUGUGUUCUCUGGGCAUUUUUUUCCUUGACCCUACACUGGCCAAACACUUGGAGCAGUUUGAUUUAUCAACAGGUAUUAUUGGGCUAAUAUUUUUUAUAGCUCCAUGUCUGUAUGCAGUUACCUCGCCAAUAUGGGGAUAUAUCAGUGAUUCUAAGAAUAUCAAUGGUUCAUUGAUCACACUGGGUAACCUGAUGUGUGGGAUUGGUCUCAUUAUUGUUGGACCCAGCCCUUACCUCCCCUUUCUACCUAGUGAAUUGUGGGUAAUUAUCAUAGGCCUUGUAAUAUUAGGAAUGUUCUAUGCCUUGGCUAUUGUUCCUGCAUUGAACUGUUUGCUAAUUGGUGCAGUGGAAGUUGGUUUUGAAAACAAUAUUGACACAUAUGGUGUUGUUGUUGGUUUAUUAAAUUCAAUCUUUUGCCUUGGUUCUUUCAUUGGUCCCAUGCUUGGUGGUUUUCUGAUUGAGGAAAUGGGCUUUCGUUACGGUGCUACGCUAAUUAGUGGUAUUUAUUUUUUUGUGAUGGUUUGUUGCGGUGGAUUUUUCCUGUGUCGACAUUUCAAGGCGAGGUCAUGUGGGACAUUUAUUUAUGAAAUGUUGAACACAGAUGACGAAUGUGUCAACAGCGACUACCUAACCGUGUCUUAGGUACGAUGUCCCCUUACGUUGG
Messenger RNA from Physella acuta, 1525 nucleotides. Its product is annotated as MFS-type transporter SLC18B1-like. NCBI's taxonomy places the organism in Eukaryota, Metazoa, Mollusca, Gastropoda, Physidae. Gene Ontology annotation, biological process: transmembrane transport. The record is from RefSeq and is a predicted model, not a curated record. Gene Ontology annotation, molecular function: transmembrane transporter activity.